Molecule: messenger RNA, 576 nt
Organism: Symbiodinium pilosum
Lineage: Eukaryota; Dinophyceae; Suessiales; Symbiodiniaceae
Source: the annotation of a GenBank genome assembly
AUGCUCUCUGGCCACGGCGCCGGAUACGAAGCCCGGCUUAGUGACGCCAAGGAAUUCAAGCAACUGAAAACCGAGCAGCUUCAGCAGCUGAUCUCUCAGGCGGCAAAGGAACAUCAGUACUACGCCAUUCGAAUGUACAAUCCAGAAAGCCCGAAAAGGGUGCUGCAGGCCUCGAUCCCAGCGAAGCUCCUAGCAGAUCACUUUGAGGAUUGGCACGACAUCCUCGAGGUCUCCGUGAGUGACGCUGGUAUCCCAGUAGGCUUGUCGUACAGAGUUCGCCACACCCUUGGCCUCAUGCUCUUCGACCACACCCAGGUGCACCUCUCGGAGCCCAGCAGGUUGGAGGGACCUCGCGUUGCUCCACCCGUCAGGGAUGGAGACGGAAACAUCAAGCCGGGCGGCGGCGAGCAGCAGCAGCCUUCCUUCCUGCGCAAGUACUGGUGGGUCAUUGCGAUUGCUGUCCUCCUGAUGUCCAGCAUGGGUGAUGACGGCCAGGGUGCCAAGGGCAAGGGCGGCGGUGCCGCCGGCGGCGGUGGCGGUGGUGGUGGCGGCGGCGGCGGUGGUCGACGUGGCUGA